Rhododendron vialii is the source of this 2159-nucleotide messenger RNA. Its product is annotated as protein ALP1-like. The record is from RefSeq and is a predicted model, not a curated record. The coding region runs from base 140 to 1732 and encodes 530 amino acids. The transcript is spliced from 2 exons. Lineage: Eukaryota; Viridiplantae; Streptophyta; Magnoliopsida; Ericales; Ericaceae.
GGAAAACAUUCUCGUUGCUGUCUUUUUUCUUCCUCCAAAUUCAAUUUCUUCUACUUCAGAGUCUCCUCCUCCUUGGGCAUAUUGGGGUUUCACGCUCCAAUUCGAAACUCCAUCUUCCAGUCUCAGAACCAACCCAAAAAUGAAAGUCUCGUCUCUUCCAAAUCUAAACCGCGAAACCUCCUUCCCCAAUUUCUUCACCUUAUUCCAACACCCUGCAGACCCCGACGACAACGACACCACCGUCAACAAGCGCCCAAAAACAAACGGCACCGAACCCUCCGAAACGUCGCCGUUCAAAGGGAUCCUCUCCACAUCCCUCUCGUCCGGUGAAAUGAACGAGAAUCACCACCGAAUUGUCGGAUAUUUUCCCGAUUGCGAUCAGAUGGACUGGCCUCCAAGUCCAAAUGGGCCCGACACCAACUUUUCCGUCGGGUCAAACCCGUUCGAAGACAUCCUCUGCCCAUUCAACUCGUUCGAUACCGAAGCCUCCGCAGCGUCGCCGUUCAAAGACAUCCUCUCCCAAUUGAACUCGUCCGAAGCCUCCGAAGCAAUGAACGAGAUCGGAUUUUUAGAGGGGACGAAUUCCGUUGGGUUGAUCCGUCGUGAAUCGGUCCAAACCCUACCGAACACGAGUUCCGUCGGGUCAAACUGGUAUAGCGGCGACGGCAGCGCAACCAGUGGUAGUGUAGGACCAAACCCUACCCAGCUGUGGUGGUGGGACCAGAGCAGCCACCCGGAUUUUCCAGAAUCAGAAUCCCGACGCACUUUCAAGAUGAGCAAGUCGACGUUUGAGUUCAUAUGCAGCGAGCUCGACCCAGUCAUCAACAAGGAUAUACCGGUCCGCCAGCGCGUCGCCGUCUGCAUCUGGUGGUUGUCCACCGGGGAUCCCCUGCGCCUGGUCUCCAACAGAUUCGGGCUAGGCAUCUCCACGUGCCGUAAAGCCGUGCUAGAAGUUUGUGAAGCUAUCAGGAGUGUUUUGAUGAGCAAGUUUUUGAAAUGGCCUGAUGAGGGGAAAAUGACGGAGGUCAAAAGGGAAUUCGAGCUGGUUUCCGGAAUUCCAAACGUGGGUGGAUCCAUGUAUACUACACACGUGCCUAUUACUAAGCCGGAGGUGAACGGACCGGCGUAUUUCAAUAAGAGGCUAUCGGAGAGGAACUGGAAGACGUCUUAUUCGACCACGGUACAAGGCGUUGUUGAUUCGAAGGGUGUGUUUACGGACGUUUGCAUCGGGUGGCCGGGGUCUAUGAGCGAUGACAAGAUUUUGGAGAAGUCUGCGCUUUCGCAGCGCGCAAGUCGCGGGCUUUUGAAGGAUGUUUGGAUCGUGGGGAACGGCGGGUACCCUUUGAUGGAUUGGGUGUUGGUGCCUUACACGAAGCAGGACACGUGGCGGACUACGAGGGUGUUGAAUGAGAAAGUUGGGGAGAUCGAGAGGGUGGUGAAGGAGGCGUUUUCGCGGUUGAAAGGGAGGUGGAGUUGCUUGCAGAAGCUGACCGAGGUGAAGCCCCUGCACUUGCCUGUGGUUUUGGGUGCUUGUUGUGUGUUGCACAACAUUUGUGAGAUGAGGAAUGAGGCAAUGGAUCCGAGCGAGACGAGUUUCCAUCUCUUUGAUGAUGAGAUUGUGGCGGAGGAUGCUGUGAGGUCUCUUAACGCGCUGCGAGCUAGGGAUCAGAUUUCUGACCUCCUUGUUCGGUUGUGGGUUCUGUUGGAAAUAUACGGAAUGUCGGGUAAAUGAAAUUGGAGCUACCGAAGGAUCUUUCGAAGCAAUCGUGCAUAUCUCAGGUAUAGGAGGGCACGCCGUAGUAAGCACAUAUUUGUGGCCCUCAGCAGUUAACACAAUAUUCAAGUUUCUUUUCCAGUCAACAUAAUUUGGUCCAGUAAGUUUAUUUUCUUUGAGUUGAGUGCUUGUAACUUCUCCAAAUAUAACUUAUAUUCAUGUUUUCUCAAUGGAGUGGGUAUCACGUAAAUUUUUGUUUCUGCGUUGUUUGUCGUGUAACUCCACAAGUCCCCAACAUUUUUUGUAAAAUUGAUUCUCUUCAAUGAUUUGUUGAGGUCUUGUUAUAUGAUAGUCAUUGUACCUUUGCGGAUUGUUUUUCAUGUAUUGUGAAUUGAUACAAAUUGUUUUUCCCUCUAUUGGAUUGAUGCAUAUUCUUUCUUAUCUA